This is a messenger RNA of Patiria miniata (bat star), 1960 nucleotides long. Its product is annotated as actin, cytoplasmic. NCBI's taxonomy places the organism in Eukaryota, Metazoa, Echinodermata, Asteroidea, Valvatida, Asterinidae. Bases 178 to 1308 code for a protein of 376 amino acids. The transcript is spliced from 5 exons. The record is from RefSeq and is a predicted model, not a curated record.
AAUAAGGCGAUGCUUGGCCAUCGCGUGUUCACGUGGUGCGGCGCGGCCCGCAUAUAUUAAGGUCGAUUCAUCGAGCCACCUGUUAUUCUGUCAUUUGGUGCCAAGACCAGAAGACGUGCUCCGGGAACCCUAUCUUGCUUUUCUUGUUGUGUGUGAAACGAACAAAAAUCUAACAAAAUGUGUGACGACGAUGUUGCCGCUCUGGUUGUAGACAAUGGCUCCGGUAUGUGCAAGGCCGGAUUCGCCGGAGAUGACGCCCCAAGGGCCGUCUUCCCCUCCAUCGUUGGAAGACCACGCCACCAGGGUGUCAUGGUUGGCAUGGGACAGAAGGACAGCUACGUCGGAGAUGAAGCCCAGAGCAAGAGAGGUAUCCUGACCCUGAAGUACCCCAUCGAGCACGGUAUCGUCACUAACUGGGACGAUAUGGAGAAGAUCUGGCAUCACACCUUCUACAACGAGCUGCGUGUGGCCCCAGAGGAGCACCCCGUGCUGCUGACUGAAGCCCCCCUGAACCCCAAGGCCAACAGGGAAAAGAUGACACAGAUCAUGUUCGAGACCUUCAACACACCCGCCAUGUACGUGGCCAUCCAGGCUGUGCUGUCUCUCUACGCCUCUGGUCGUACCACCGGAAUCGUGUUUGACUCUGGUGAUGGUGUGUCCCACACUGUGCCCAUCUAUGAGGGUUACGCCCUGCCCCACGCCAUCCUCCGUCUGGACUUGGCCGGCCGUGACUUGACUGACUACCUGAUGAAGAUCCUCACAGAGCGUGGCUACUCUUUCACCACCACUGCCGAGCGUGAAAUCGUGCGUGACAUCAAGGAGAAACUCUGCUACGUUGCUCUGGACUUCGAGCAGGAGAUGCAGACUGCUGCUUCCAGCUCCUCCCUGGAGAAGAGCUACGAGCUCCCUGACGGACAGGUCAUCACCAUCGGCAACGAGCGUUUCCGUUGCCCAGAGGCCCUCUUCCAGCCAUCCUUCCUCGGAAUGGAAUGCGCUGGCAUCCACGAGACCGCGUACAACAGCAUCAUGAAGUGCGACGUGGACAUCCGUAAGGAUCUGUACGCCAACACCGUGCUGUCUGGUGGCUCCACCAUGUUCCCCGGCAUCGCCGACAGAAUGCAGAAGGAAAUCACAGCCCUUGCCCCACCCACCAUGAAGAUCAAGAUCAUCGCUCCUCCAGAGAGGAAGUACUCCGUAUGGAUCGGUGGCUCCAUCCUUGCCUCCCUGUCCACCUUCCAGCAGAUGUGGAUCAGCAAGCAGGAGUACGAUGAGUCUGGCCCCAGCAUCGUGCACCGCAAAUGCUUCUAAACAAACUGUAAAAAACCCAACCAAAGACUGAUAACAGAACCGGGUUUCAGGUCUCAAUAACCAUCCAGAGACUUCUUCAUAACCUUUAUCGUAAACUUGCUAUAUAAUCAAUGUCAACUCAUUCUGUGCCUAAGAUUUUGAGUUCAACGCGCACAUAAAAAAAAAUGUCCUUCAUGUUCAGUUGACGUAUCUGCAUGUCUCAAAGAUUACACAGGCCGAAAAAGUGAACUAACACAAUAAUUAAAACUUGCAAAUCUGACCCCUUUUUGAGUCGGUACUUUCUUCUAUUGGUACUAAAGUUAAACUGAAAUGUUGAAAUCUCCAACGUCGACAUUUCAAACGCGGCUUAGCAUUGUUGCUUCAGCGAUAGCAUGGUUUGAAAGAUUAAAAUCAUCCAUCAUUUUUAUUCACAUCUAGUGAAAAAACGGUAGCCCUUUGUAGGUCAACUUGGGGCGUUAGAUCUAAAGCCAUGAGACUGGACAACUCCAUGUACGCCGCCAUUUUUCUUUAUAUAACUUAAAAAACUUGUAUAUUUAGAUAAAAGAAAUUUUUGUUACUGGUGAGGGCAAUUGUUGAUUUGUGUACUAUUUUUUGACUUCUAGUGAAAACUUGCGAAGGCCAAAAAAUAAAAAAGUUGUAAUUUCUUUGUAAA